Cordyceps fumosorosea ARSEF 2679 is the source of this 807-nucleotide messenger RNA. Its product is annotated as Protein kinase-like domain protein. The record is from RefSeq and is a predicted model, not a curated record. Bases 1 to 807 code for a protein of 268 amino acids. The transcript has a single exon. Gene Ontology annotation, molecular function: ATP binding; protein kinase activity. NCBI's taxonomy places the organism in Eukaryota, Fungi, Ascomycota, Sordariomycetes, Hypocreales, Cordycipitaceae. Gene Ontology annotation, biological process: protein phosphorylation.
AUGACCUCCACCUCUAGGCUAGCGCAUACCUGUGACCAAGGUUCGCAACUGCCUGUCGACUUCAACAAGCUCAAGUUUAUUGCACAUGGUACAUCCGGCGUCGUCUACGCCAUUGACGAACAUCGCGUCUUGAAGGAGUACUACGAUGCUGAGGACGGCGCUGAGGAGCGCAAGGCCCUGGACCGACUUGGCCCGCAUCCCAACAUCAUUGCAUACUACGGCAAUGCGGAUCAAAAAUCGAUCGUUCUUGAGCGCGGCAUACCCUUGCUGUCGCUGAGCGGAACAUCGGACAUUCGGAUGCAAGACCGCGAGGCCUGGAUCAAAGACCUGGCCGAAGGGUUGCUGCACAUUCACAAACACAAUAUCGUUCACGGUGACGUUGGCUGUGAAAACAUGGUCCUUGUCAAAAACAGGGUAAAGAUAAUUGAUUUUGAAGGCUGCGCGAUGGAUGGAAAAGACGGCACCGCAGCAUACAAGUGGCACAACCGACGGGACUUGUCGGUGGACACGAAGAGCGACAUCUUUGCGUAUGGCUGCGUCGUCUACCAGAUUCUCACAGGCAAGACGACCUUGUUCGAGCUGGCCGAGGUCGCCGAUCGCGACAAGGUCGCGCGGCGCCUCUGGUCCGAGAAACGAUUUCCGGACGUUCGGGGCCUGCGCUUGGACAGCGUGAUGCUCGGUUGCUGGUCUGGGGAGUUGACCUCGAUGGAAGACGUCGUUGCCGCACUGGACUCGGCGUCGCGUCCGCGGGGCGUAUUUGGAAGGGCGGCCAGUCUUUAUCGCUGGCUAGUCAGCUUUCUUACGUGA